Sporothrix schenckii 1099-18 is the source of this 1485-nucleotide messenger RNA. RefSeq lists its product as uncharacterized. NCBI's taxonomy places the organism in Eukaryota, Fungi, Ascomycota, Sordariomycetes, Ophiostomatales, Ophiostomataceae. The transcript has a single exon. The coding region runs from base 1 to 1485 and encodes 494 amino acids. The record is from RefSeq and is a predicted model, not a curated record.
AUGAGCUUGUAUGAAUAUCACAAGCGGCAGGACCGGCCACGACCAGGCCACUUUCCUUACUAUGUUGGCCGUACCUUUACUAUCCGGCGCCAUUGGGCGCCACCGCCAUUUAAAAAUAAGUAUGCAUUCGCCAAUGGAAUGCGGCAACAUCAUGAUUACAGCCGGGGACCUCUGGGACUCACGAAACUCGAACGAUGCCUGCGACACCCACCGCAAGAGUGGCCUCUAGACGAAGAAGGCGAAGCAGAGGAGGGCGGAGACGAGGAUGGCAAUAAUGCAGGUCAAGAUGAAGGUCAAGACGGAGGUCAAGAUGCAGACGCGGUGUUUGACCGGGACGGGGUAUACACACUGGAGAUUGUCGAGGAGAUUGUCGCUCGCGACGGCCAUGGCGCCCAGAUUCUUCGCUGCCGCGUGGAAAGCGUCCAUAGCUCCGACAAGCCCGCACCCGAAUCCCAUUUUGUCGCCAAAAUCUACGAUGCAGCCUACUACCGAGACGACUCCGACUGGUUUGGUGACUUAUCGUUCGACGCGGACGGGGACUAUGCGUCCGAAGUACAUGCGUACGAGCAUCUGUGCACGGUAGGCGCCAAUGGUCGGUACACGCCGCGGUAUUAUGGCUCGUGGACAUUUGACUUGCCGGUGCCGCCGAAGGAAGAAGACGUGAGCUCGGGUUUGGACUCCGGCCCAAUGCCGCUUCCAGGCUUUUUCCCAGGCUACGUCCGGGGCAUGGUCCUGGACUCAGGCUCAGACUCUGACCGCCCCCGCCCAGCGACGCGUUCUGUGCGCCUUAUCAUCAUCGAGUACCUCGCUGGCAGCAGCAUGUAUGCCAUGCUGGUCAAGGGCGUUGUUGACGCAAUGCCCAUUCCGCGACGCCUGGAGGUGAUGGCGAAGACGAUGGAGAGUCUCUGCCAGGUCGAGUUUCUAGGGAUCGAGCACAAGGACUUUGAGCCCCGCAAUGGCGUCCUUCUUGAUGCUGCCCCCAAGACGAACGGGCCCUCGACACCUCCGGCACCGCCAAACACAAUCACAGACGAAGACAACGACAACGACGUGCGAAACAUUGUCAUCAUCGACUUUAACCACUCGUACGUUGUCAACUCGCGCUGGCUGGCGGAUAGGUGGCGACGAGAUCGGCAGAACGAGGUGCGCUGCCCCAUGCACCGAUUCUGGCGCCGGUCGCAAGAGCAGUUUGCGGCGUGGAUACCACACGUCUACCACAUGCGCCUACCGGUGUUCAACGGCUGGCUCAAGCACCGCUGGGCCAGCCAGGUCGACCGCUAUUACACGCCUUCGCCAAGAGAGCGUUAUUAUAGCGGCCUCGACGACGCCACCGAGUACAUUCCUCCCGAGUCGAUAACCUUGCCUGAGACCCGGAUUCCCGGUAGAAUUCUCCACUCGUUUGACCCAGAUUAUGGAAAGGAGCCACUGGAUUAUAAAAAAUAUGUAAAGGAGAAGUUUCGAAGUAUGGGCGGAGGUAGUGCAUAA